Molecule: messenger RNA, 399 nt
Organism: Parnassius apollo (apollo)
Lineage: Eukaryota; Metazoa; Arthropoda; Insecta; Lepidoptera; Papilionidae
Source: the annotation of a GenBank genome assembly
AUGAGUGAUGUAAAGCCAGGAAAACAAGAAACUCAAAAACAAAUGGAGCCGGGGUUUUGUUCAGCGACUUGCACUGAUAGAGCUUGUUUGCAGCACCAUAUAAAUAAGCCUGAAAUAAAGACAUCAGACAUUUAUGCAACAUGUAAUCUUCCGAAGAGAUUUGAAUACCCUCAUUGUUUCAAUGGUUACGGAUGUCAACUGAAUAGUCAACAUCCAUUAUAUAGGACGACGUCCAGCGAAUAUGGAUGGUACCCUCCAGGUAUCCACUCGGUCCCCUCGGUGUAUUUUCCAGCAGGCCAGACUUUCACCAACCGACUCGCCGCCGCUGGCGUGUACCGUAACUACAGUCUCAACACCGGAAUGGAUCCUGUGGGAUAUUCCUGGCUUAACAUGAUAUAG